AUGAUCCCUGUCACAAAGACGGAGUGGAAAACGAUUGCAAUGGUCAUGGACGGAUUCUUCGGCGAUGAUUGUCAAAUAACGCCUUGUACACAAAGUCCGUGCGCUAAUGGAGGAUCUUGCACGGUUGAUGGUGACUUAUUCAGUUGUGUUUGUCUUGAUGGAUACGAUGGAGAUCUUUGUCAAAUAACACCAUGUGAUACCAAUCCCUGUGAAAAUGGAGGAGAAUGUCAACUGCCGCCUGAAGGAUCAUAUCAGUGUGAGUGUCCAGUUGGUUUAACUGGCGAGCAUUGUCAAAUUACUGGCUGUAGAAAACCCGACAUUUGCGAAAAUGGCCAUUGUGAAAUCGUUGGAAAUGAAAAUAAGUGCAUUUGCGACCCUGGCUAUUCUGGAAAUUUUUGCGAAAAUGACCCUUGUCAUGAAGGAGACCGCAAACUUUGUAACAAUCACGGGAGUUGCAUCGUUGAUCUUCCGAGUUAUACUUGUAAUUGUAAUACGGGAUUCACCGGCGACAACUGCGAAACGACACCUUGCACAACAAGUCCAUGUUUUCACGAAGGAACUUGUUUUUUCUUCAAUAACGGAACGUACAACUGCGCUUGCCCUGAUGGCUAUUAUGGGGAGCAUUGCGAGAAAACACCUUGUUCUUCUGUCGAUUGUUUACACGGAGGAAGUUGCUCCGUCACUGGUAGCACCUUUAUAUGCGCCUGUAUGAGCGGAUUUGAUGGUCAGUUUUGUGAAAAAACUCCCUGUGAAGACAUCACUUGUGAUAAUGGCGGAACAUGUCAGUUCGACGAAAAGGGAUUAUCAAGCAACUUUGAAUGCAUUUGCCUUGAUGGCUACUCUGGUGAAUUUUGUGAAGAAACUUCUUGUGACGAUAUCACCUGUGAAAAUGGUGGAUCAUGUCGAGUAUUAGAUGACCGAUCUGCUAAUUUUUAUGAAUGCGACUGUCUCGAGGGAUAUUCAGGCGUCCAUUGUGAAAUAACUCCUUGCUCAAAUAAUGAUUGCAAGAAUGACUUUACGUGUACAGAUGUCGGUUCGGGAUAUCGAUGCGAUUGUGCUGAUCCAUUUUCUGGACAAUUUUGUCAAAUAUCUCCAUGCACAGGCGAGCCUUGUGAUCACGGGGGAAUUUGCACAAUUCAAGACGGAAAAUAUCAUUGCGAGUGCAAAGAUGGGUUUUCCGGAAACGAAUGUUAUCAAACCCCUUGUUCUCCAGGACCAUGUCAAUAUGGCGGGACAUGCCAUUAUUCAGAAGAUGGCUCAUCCCCAAAUUAUCAAUGCACUUGUAAAAAUGGAUACUCGGGGGAAAAUUGCGAAAAAACACCAUGCGAUGAUCACAACUGCCUUAAUGGAGCCACCUGCGUUCUCGGUGGCGAUGGCUUCACUUGUUCUUGUCCAGAAGGAUAUUCUGGAGACACUUGCGACUUAACACCUUGUUCUGAAAAUAAAUGUCUGUACGGUGCUGACUGUCAAAUAACUGGAAGUACGUAUGAAUGCGAGUGUCUGGAUUAUUUUGCUGGUGAUUUUUGCGAAAUUACUCCAUGCGACAAUAAGAGUCCCACUAAAUGUGAAGCCAAGGGUAAUGGCCAGUGCGACGUUAAAGAUAACGGAGAGUUCACAUGCACAUGCAAUCCGGGCCACUGUGGAGCUUUAUGCAAUGAGAAAAAUUGUAAUAAUGGAUAA
Messenger RNA from Oikopleura dioica, 1680 nucleotides. The record is from the annotation of a GenBank genome assembly. NCBI's taxonomy places the organism in Eukaryota, Metazoa, Chordata, Appendicularia, Copelata, Oikopleuridae.